Aspergillus ibericus CBS 121593 is the source of this 560-nucleotide messenger RNA. RefSeq lists its product as uncharacterized. Lineage: Eukaryota; Fungi; Ascomycota; Eurotiomycetes; Eurotiales; Aspergillaceae. The transcript has a single exon. Bases 144 to 425 code for a protein of 93 amino acids. The record is from RefSeq and is a predicted model, not a curated record.
UUGGCCUCUACGCCAUCGUCUUGGUCGGUGGUCUGAUCGCCUACGGUGCCUACCAGUACCUCCAGACUGCCUCCGCCGCGGAGACGCAGUAAACGAUAUACCUUCAAUAAUAAUUGAGAAAUAAGACAAAAAAAAACAGAGAAAUGAAUAUGACCCUAAAGAAUCUCCGAAUUUCUGAAUCUCUCCAUUUCUUGUCUGCUUUUGAUUUUGUCUUUGGCCCCGUCGAUCUCGGCUAUUUUUACUUCUCGCCAGCAUUAGGGGGUUGUUGGGUGAUAUCCAGUGCAGAUAUUCAUGAUUUAUGUCUCAUUCCUUUUUUUCUUCUUAGAGUGCAAGCAAUUUCACAGAUGUCCGAUUUACUCAUGGUCGCUUCAUUCAACAUUGACUGUACAAAGCCGAGGAUAAACCGGGUGCGCACUCGAAUCUGAGGAUUCGAUUACACAUUGUUUCCCUACCAUGGUGUUUAUACGCGGUCCCGCCUAGAGUCGUUGAAAUCAUGUAGAUGCAUUUAUAUUUAUAAGGGGAGUGAGGCCUAAUCACAAAAUGUUCAAGGCAGAUGCAAA